GGCACAGUAAGACUUCCGCUGUUUUCCCUUCUCACUCUCAGUUCGACCAUAUUAUUCAGCAAGAGUGGGACAAACCUGAGAGACGUUUUCAAACAAACCACCGCUUCCAAAAGCUCUAUCCUUUCCCUAGCGAGGUUACUGAGAAGUGGUCGCUGCCACCUUCAGUGGAUGCACCAGUCUCUCGACUGUCCAAAAAUACUGCUCUCCCAGUCCCUGACGCCUCCUCAUUCAAGGAUUCCAUGGACAAAAAACUAGAAAGCCUUCUGCGGUCUCUUUUUUCAGCUUUGGGCACUUCCCUUCAACCUGUUUUAGCAACAGCCUGGGUGAGCAGAGCCAUUCAAUCCUGGUCUGAUUCUCUUCUCAACGCUAUCGAAUCGGGGGCUCCCCAACACGAACUUUCUCAAUGGGCCUCUCAGAUAAAGGAAACAAAUGAUUAUAUUUCCGAAGCCUCCUUAGACGCUGCUCAAGUCAUCAGUAGGUCUUCGGCACUCGCAAUUGCAGCCCGUAGAUCCUUAUGGAUGAAGUUAUGGUCUGCUGAGUGACAAAAGAAAUCCCUGACCUCCAUACCCUUCAAGGGUAAGUUGCUUUUUGGGCCUGAUUUGGACAAGAUCAUCAGCCAAGCUACUGGGGGCAAAAGUACUCUCGUACCUCAGCCCAAGGCUCGGUCUACCUUUCGCAGAAGAAGACAUUUUCGUGGCUCCCAAACAAAGGGCUCGAGAUCCUCCCCUCCGAGACAAUCCUUCUUGGCACGGGGACGCCUGGCUAACAAACAAAGACCAGUCUGGCAAAACAGGAAGUUCACUCCUAAGUCCGGGGACAAGUCUACUUCAGCAUGACGGUGUCAUUACGCCUCCAACCACACGAAUAGGAGGGAGGCUAAGUCUGUUCGCCGACGCUUGGCUCACUCUUGUUCAGGACGCCUGGAUCCACGAAGUGGUGACUCGAGGUUAUCACUUAGAGUUUUCAACAGAACCUCCUCAUCGGUUUUUCAUGUUCCAGACUUCCAGUUCAGCCAGACAAGCGAACAGCAUUUCAAAGUGUCAUCUCCAAACUCCUUCUCUCAAAGGUGAUCACUGCCCAAAAAGGACGGUUCAGUCCGGCCCAUCCUAGACCUAAAGGAAUUGAACAAAUUCAUUCGACCCUGAUGCUUCAAAAUGGAGUCUCUCAAGUUGGUCAUUGCAGCAAUGUCCCCGGGACAGUUUCUUAUCUCAAUAGACAUAAAGGAUGCGUAUCUGCAUUUUCCUUCACCAUCAGAAAUACUUGAGAUUUGCCUACCAGAAUCAUCAUUUCCAAUUCACAAGUCUUCCCUUUGGACUAACGUCGGCCCCUCGGGUCUUCACCAAGAUUAUGGCCGCAACCACAGCGGUAAUCCGCGGGUGCAGGGGGUUUCCAUCACCCCUUAUCUGGACGAUCUGCUGAUCAAAGCUCCAUCGAUUCCAGAGGCUUAUCGCUUCCUCAGUAUAUCUCUGGACAUGCUACAGAAACUAGGUUGGGUACUCAACUUAGCCAAGUCUUCUCUGAUACCCAAUCAAUCCAUGGUUUUUCUCGGGAUGCAAUUCAACACUCUAACACAGAGAAUAUCCCUUCCUCUGGAGAAGGCCCAUCGUCUUCAAUCAUUAGUAAGAUCCCUAAUACAAAAAGACAACAUUCUAUCAAGUUUUGCAUGAAGGCUCUGGGAGUCAUGGUUUCCACCAUAGAAGCGGUACCAUUCGCCCAGUUCCAUCUCCGCGAGCUUCAAUGGAACAUUCUAACAGUGUGGAAAAGGCGAUCCCUGCUACAGGAGAUUCAUGGUUGGCAGGGUAAUUUGUAAAAGUGCAAACCGGAGAGCAGCUGAAUAAAAAGCUAAAUAACAAAAAACAAAAACAAUAAAAAAUGAAAACCAUUUGCAGAUUGUCUCAGAAUAUCACUCUUUACAUCAUACUAAAAGUUAACUCAAACGUGAACAACCCCUUUAAUAAUACAAGGAGAAGAACUGCCAUAGUAAUACAGGCUCAAUAUAAAAAGAAAGAUGAUACAUAUAAACCUGAUACAGGGAGAAAUCUGGCAUUUUAGUACAGUUACUACUGGUGGGUAACUAAGAUCUUCCAUUGUUCUGGCACUGGUUAUUUUAGAGUUGCAUUUGGCCUCUCACCUGCCACUUUCUAUCAUGUCCUGCCCCCUUCUUCCAAAUGAUACAGACAUAGGGACUGACAAUAUAGACUGUUAUGUGAAGCUCUGACUAUUAGAGCAGCCGUCUCUUUGCUCUGCAGGCUGACGGAGGAAGCCAGAACCUAUAAUCGGGCAGGAAACAAGAACCAGGCUCUGCGUUGUUUGCGGAAGAGAAAGCUAGUGGAGCGUCGCAUUACGGAGCUGCAGAACAAGCAGGACAACAUACAGGGAAUCUUGGAGAGGAUAUCGGCUGCCGAAACAGACCGCAAGGUUGUCUCUGCGUACCAGAUGGGAGUCUCUGCUCUUAAACAGGCCCUAAAAGAUGUCACUUUGGAGAAGGCAGAAAGUAUUGUGGAUCAGAUUCAAGAGAAGUAGAAAUCAUGCAGAACAUUGCCAAAGUGGAACUGUUAGUUCAUGAGUAUUAGAAGAGGCAUAAAAAAAGGAAGUAAAGGGGAAAUGGAGAUCCUGUGAUAAAGGGCAAUGGCUGCAGUCAUCCUACCCAAGGUACAAAGCAGAACUAGCAAACAAAUUAUGCUGGACGGUGGGCGCUGGAUCAGAAAAUCAAAUAACAAAAUCAAAUAAGAAAAUCAAAUAACAUCUACAUUCUACAAUGAACACUUUAACGAAAAGACUUUGGAAAUGUAUUUCUUAUUGCUUUCCAUUUCGUAAAAAGAAACCUAAUGACAAUGCUGUUGAAGAAAUUGAGAUCAAACAGGAAUCACUAGAAAAACAACCUAUUGAAGCUAAUAGUGAAAGAGAAACGAGUUAUGAAGUAAACAGUGAAAGAGAAACAACUAUUGAAGCUAAUAGUGAAAGAGAAACGAGUAAUGAAGUUAAUAGCGAAAGAGAAACAACUGUUGAAGCUAAUAGUGAAAUAGAAACGAGUAAUGAAGUUAAUAGCGAAAGAGAAACAACUGUUGAAGCUAAUAGUGAAAUAGAAACAACUAAUGAAGUUAAUAGCGAAAGAGAAACAACUGUUGAAGCUAAUAGUGAAAUAGAAACCAGUAAUGAAGUUAAUAGCGAAAGAGAAACAACUGUUGAAGCUAAUAGUGAAAGAGAAACAACUAAUGAAGUUAAUAGCGAAAGAGAAACAACUGUUGAAGCUAAGAAGAAAAGAGAAACUACUACUAAAGCUCAUAGGAAAAGAAAGGCGGCUAACAAAUCUAAUAGUACAAGAAAAACUGCUAAGAAGCCUAAUGUUUCACCUGAACGGGAUAAAUUGUACUGUGACGAAUGUGUAUCCAGACAGAAGAGAUGCUUCGAAGAUCAGGUUAAAACAGCAGUUGCGAAAAAGAACGUUUUCUGGACUGACUUUAAAGGAUCCAAUGACUUCGAGAGAGGCCUAUUAAGUAGAGGAUGGGUGAAGAAAAUCGCCCCCACCUUCAAUGCUGGUCCCAAGAAAACUAUAUUUUGUGACCCAACAUAUGGACAUGAGAUUAUAAGUCGUUAUGACAUACAACCCAACCUCAUCCUGACACGCCAAAGAAUUGAACUCCAUCUUCUGAAAGAGGAUCAGAUAACCAAUCACUUUUACGGUGUGGACGCCACAAGCAAGAGUGGUCUGUGCAAUCUAUUAAGGCAAUGGUGUUUGUCGUGUGAUGCAAAUCCACACACUUUCUUCCCUCGUUGCUACAUGUUUAGUGAGAAAAAUGAAAAACAAGCAUUCAUUGAUGACUUUACCAUGACUGCGGCUUGUGGUAUCCUAAAAUGGGUUUUGAGAACCAAUGGGAAGUCUUUGCAAGAUGAAGUUAUUCCCAGCCGGAAAGAAAAGAAAGAAAAAACGGCUUUUUGCAUGUCAGAUGCUAAAAUAAACAAUCAUGGCCCUGCAAGAAUUGUUCCAGAAGAUAUUAUAGUAACAGCCCUUGUGGCUUGCCAGUUUCAUCUGUACGACUUGACACAUGAGGAUGAAGACGACAUAAUAUGUGCCGGGAUAGUUGAUAGAAAACAUUUCAUAAGUGACUACUAUCGGGUUAUGCAUCAUGGUGCGCACAUACAGAAUUCAGACAAGUAUGUUGAUUACUGCCACCAAUUGUUAUGUAAGCUGAGAAGAGUGAACCCACAACUAGAUAUAGAUGGAGAAAAAAACAUCUGGAUUUCAAAACCAAGAGCUCUAUCUAGAGGAAGAGGGAUACGUUGCAGAAAUGAUCUGAAAGACAUAUGUUCCUUGGGAUGGAAAUGGGUGGUUCAAAAGUACAUAGAGAGGCCACUUCUUGUAUAUGGAACCAAAUUUGAUCUCCGUCAGCAUUUCCUCAUAACGGACUGGCACCCCUUAACUAUCUGGUUCUAUAAGCACAGUUUCCUCCGUUUCUCAUCUCAGCCCUUCACGCUGGAGAGAUUAGAUACCGCCAUCCAUGUAUGUAAUAACAGCAUACAGAGAAAAUUAAAGAAUGCACCAAAUCGUCACCCCAACCUGCCUGAAGAAAACAUGUGGCACAGUGACGAAUUCAAAGAGUAUCUUUGUACAAUCGGAAAAGAGCAAGUCUGGGAUUCAAUCAUUAUACCAGGGAUGAAGAAAGCCCUCAUUCAUUCAAUGAAGGCCACUCGGGAAAAUGUGAAGUACAAGAAAAACAGUUAUGACCUUUUUGGUUCAGAUUUUCUGUUUGGAGAAAACUUCCAGCCCUGGCUACUUGAGAUACAAUACAAACCUGACAUAACCAAAGACACGCCAGUAAUGAAGAAAAUUGUUCCACCAAUGGUAGAGGACAUUCUACGUGUGGUGAUUGAUUACAAGGAUGACCCUAACUGUAAUGUGGGAGGAUUUGAACUUAUAUAUAAACAGGCAAAUUAUACUGGAAAUGGGAUUCUCAGUAAAGAAAAAACAUUUAGAGAUCUGAAGAUAACAACCAUCUCUGAUCCAUAACAGGUGGCUAGUGGGAUGAGUCUUGGAGGAAGGAAUAGUCCAACCAACCAUUUCCUUUUGAUGCCUAUUUUUUUCUUUGUUAUACCUUUUUUAAAAUAAAAAUUAUUUCCUUAA
Xenopus laevis (African clawed frog) is the source of this 5122-nucleotide messenger RNA. Its product is annotated as tubulin monoglycylase TTLL3-like. The record is from RefSeq and is a predicted model, not a curated record. The transcript is spliced from 20 exons. NCBI's taxonomy places the organism in Eukaryota, Metazoa, Chordata, Amphibia, Anura, Pipidae. Bases 2759 to 5008 code for a protein of 749 amino acids.